UGUCCUCCCUGUUAACCCAAGUGGAGAGGAAAUGUUUCAGUUUCCAUAUGUAUCCCAAAAAAGAAGAGCUUUUGAUUAUAUUUGGAGGCUUCUGUGAACCUUGAGUGAUCAAAAGAUAAAUCAUUUUAGUGACUGUUUGUUGAAAGGGAUCUGGUAAUGGCAUUUCUGACCUGAGAUGAUAAAAAAAAGACAAAGCCAGGGAUGAGAUAAUUCUUCUGUGAAUUGUGUAUUACAAUUUUGCAUUGAAAGUUAUACGGAGUAGCAAUACAUUUUUCAGUAGAAAGCCUCACCAGUUUGGUAUUUAUUUUAUCCAAACUCUGGAUCUUGAGGAAGAGAUGGUUUAUAUCAAUCAUUUUUAUAUGUGUGAGGUAUAAAAAGUUGGUAGAAACAUGUUUGAAAUUCAACUAUGGGUAUGAUUCAAUGGUUAAUUUAUUUCCUAAAUGAAUGAGAAAGGAAACAGGUUGCUGUAAGCUUCUGCUCUCACUUCCUUAUGAGAGAAGACAUAGACACUGUCCCAGAAAGAACGGGGCUGUUGUGCACUCUCAUCUCGGGCAAACAUGGGUAACUGGGUAGAGAAUGAAGGACUGUCCAUCUUUGUCGUUCUUGUGUGGCUGGGGUUAAACAUCUUCCUCUUUUGGUGGUUCUAUCUUGCAUAUGAUCUCCCACAAAAUUUCUUCUACACCAGAGUACUCCUUGGCCGUGCCUUGGCUCUGGCAAGAGCUCCUGCAGCAUGUCUGAAUUUCAACUGCAUGCUGAUUCUGCUGCCAGUAUGUCGAAACUUGCUCUCCUUCCUUAGAGGAUCUAGUGCGUGCUGCUCUACUCGUGUAAGACGGCAACUGGACAGGAACCUCACCUUUCACAAAAUGGUGGCAUGGAUGAUCGCCCUUCAUACUGCAAUUCACACCAUUGCACACUUAUUCAAUGUAGAGUGGAGCGUGCAUGCACGUGUUGAAGAGGAAGGAACAUUGGCAGCUAUGCUUUCUAGACUUGGUGAUAGCCCAAAUGAAAGCUAUAUCAACUUUUACAGAGAAACUGUUCCGAAUCCUGUGGGGGGCUUAUAUGUGGCUUUCACGUACUUGGCUGGUCUCACCGGUGUUAUCAUCACGCUGGCCCUCAUAUUAAUCAUCACAUCAUCCACCAAAAUCAUCCGAAGGUCAUAUUUUGAAGUGUUUUGGUACACUCACCAUCUAUUUGUCAUCUUCUUUAUUGGCCUUGUCAUCCAUGGUGCUGGGCGCAUUGUGCGGGGACAGACAGCUUUGAGUCUGGCUGAACAUAUUCCAGAGGUAUGCUCUAAGAACUUCACUGACUGGGGAAAGAAAGGAGCUUGCCCAGUCCCCCAGUUUGCAGGGAAUCCUCCUAUGACAUGGAAAUGGGUAGUAGGUCCCAUGUUUUUGUACCUCUGUGAGAGGUUGGUGCGGUUUUGGAGAUCGCAGCAGAAGGUUGUUAUCACAAAGGUGGUGAUUCAUCCCUUCAAGACAAUUGAGCUCCAGAUGAUGAAGAAGGGUUUCAAGAUGGAGGUCGGGCAAUACAUUUUUGUCAAAUGUCCAGCAGUGUCUAAACUGGAAUGGCAUCCAUUCACAUUAACCUCUGCCCCAGAAGAGGAUUACUUCAGCAUUCAUGUCCGUAUUGUUGGGGACUGGACAGAGGGCUUGUUCAAUGCCUGUGGAUGUGAUAAGCAGGAAUUCCAGGAAGCAUGGAAGUUGCCCAAGAUAGCUGUAGAUGGCCCCUUUGGAACUGCCAGUGAGGACGUGUUCAGUUAUGAAACUGUUAUGCUGGUUGGAGCUGGGAUAGGAGUAACGCCAUUUGCAUCGGUGCUCAAGUCUGUCUGGUACAAAUACUGCCACGAUGCAACCAACCUAAAACUUAAGAAGAUCUAUUUUUACUGGCUUUGCAGGGACACUCAUGCCUUUGAAUGGUUUGCUGACCUCUUGCAGUCUCUGGAGACUCAAAUGCAGGAGAGGAAUAAUGCAGAGUUUCUCAGCUAUAACAUCUACCUUACUGGCUGGGAUGAAACUCAGGCUACUCAUUUUGUAAUGCAUCAUGAAGAGGAGAAGGAUGUGAUUACAGGUCUUAAACAGAAAACAUUGUAUGGAAGACCUAACUGGGAAAAUGAGUUCAAAACCAUUGCGAGGCAGCAUCCAGGUUCCAGAAUAGGUGUUUUUCUCUGUGGACCCGAAGGCUUAGCUGACACGCUCAACAAGCAGAGCAUCAGCAACUCAGAAGCUGACCCACGAGGAGUACACUUCAUUUUUAACAAGGAAAACUUCUAACUCCCACACACGUGGCGGUCAUUCAGUACAGUCUGAACACUGAUCUCUUUCUGUUUGGAGUCUGGGAAGGACAGCCCAGCUUCUAAUCUCAGCUACACUAACACAUAUCCUUUGCUUCUUUGGAGUUAUUUUGACACUGUGGUAGAGUAAGAAUGAAGUGUCACCUUAGGAAAGUUUGCACUGCCCCCUGCAUGCUGGCAAUUUAGCCGAAACCUCUUUUGUCUUCAUGGGGGGAUUUCCUCUCAAAUAACUGCCUUUAUCCUCCUGUUAUUCAUAAUGACUGCUGAAGGUUCUAGACAGCCAUAUGCAUUUGGAAUGCAGUUCACAUUGAUAAAGCUUAAUGCUAUUAAACAAGAAAGCAUUCUGGUGUAAUGCUUGCUACUUAGAGACAACUUAUGCUGGCUAUAGAGAGUACUUCGAAAUAGGAAUUUAGGAAAGGGUGAAGGGGAAAGAUUUCUUCCUAAAACAGGAAAUCUGCUUUGAACACAAGCAUCUCUGUUUCCAAAGACAGGCAUAAACACUCUGUCCAGGAGCCAGUGUGAGUAGCUGAAAAACAACCAAUUCUCUUUAAGAAAGCAGAGUACUGAAAUGACCUGGAUGUCAGAUCACCACUGACACCAUGCCACAGCUGCAGUCAAAUUUGCAGACAAGUUUGUGCAGCUAUCUGGUUGUAUGUGGCAUAUUUUACCACCCCACCUUGCAAGACCUGAUGUGUUCUCCUUUUAAACCAUUUGUAAACAUUAUCCAAGCACUAUGUGCUACCUCAGAAGGACAGAUUACCAUUUUGUUAUAUAUUAAUAGGAAACUGCCAUAUGACACAUCUGAAAGGCAGGAAGUCACAGCUGGUAAACGCUAGGACAAAUCAACCCUUGGGGAAAUUUUCAGUUCUUUCCCUCAAAAGGACCAUGUUUAAAUCUACAUAAUUCAGUUUGCAACCCACUUAUUAAAUGAGAACAGAGCUUAAGUGGAAUUAAAGAAACUUCUUUUUUGGAAUAAAAUGAAUUGCUAUUGAAAUGAUAAGGAUCUCAUCCUGCACAGGGAGCACUGAAAUAUUUGGCUUUGAUUUUAAUGGAAAUAUCAUCAGAAUUCUUACAACUCCAGAUAUCUUUCUUUUUGUAGACAGUUCUAAUGACACUCCCAGACCUGCUGCAUGCAUAUACCAGGGAUCGUUUGUCCCUUCAAACUCAGAAAAAGGAAUCCUGUGCUUAUUAUUAAACCACUGCCUUCCUAAAACAUACAAAAGAGCAAGCAGAUGAAAGCUUCUCAGUUUCCUUCUAAGUUUUGUUUUAUUAAAUGCUGCAAAAAUAUAAGACAUGCAUUAUCAGUCAUCACUGAAUAUGAAGUUUAUUUUAAAUGUAUGAUACGUAGUGAAAUGGCACUGAAAUACAAGCAUGAGGAAGAAACUAGUUUGAAACCUCCCUAUUGUUCAGCAAAGCAUGGAAUAAUGUUGGUACUGUUUUAAAUCAAUGCUGCUGUCUACCGGAGUGCUUAAAAGGAGUAAAGUCCUCCUUCCAAAUGCUUGCCUGAUCUAUAAAAGUUCCCCACAUCUGUGGUAUUACUGAUGAGCUACAAGAAACCAACCAUUUCUUACAUGGUGAUGGCUGUGACAACGCUACUGCUUCCCACACAGGACAUACAGAGCUCUUCACUGAUCCUGAGGAGAGAGGUAGGGGUGCAGCAGGCUACAGCUGAGACUACAGGACAGUCCAGUUUUAUGGCCAGGUGACACUGCUUGGAAUCUGACCACUGCUGUAGGCUGGGCUUCUUGUUGAAAAUUUCCUCCUUCCGGGUGUCUGGGGUUUUCCUAUCACAGGGGCAACAGCAGGGGUAGUUUUUGCAAUCAAUAGAUUUCUUUUGUUGUCAAAUUUCUGGCUCCAAAGAGCCUGCUCUGGAAACAGAAAAUGCUUCUUGCUUUUGGGAAAUGUGGUAUUCAGAAGUUUAAGCAAAGUUACCUGGUGGAUGACCUUGAUGCAAGAAGCAGUGGCAAGAUUUUCUGAAAGGCAGAGGCAUCCCAAGGUUGUUCCUGUGGACAGUUGGGGGAGGCGGUGCAGGGGAGGAAGGAUGGCAGCCAGAGGCAGAAGUCAGGACUUGACAGAACUCCCUCUCAUUGAUGAGGAUCUAUUGCCACUCCAAAACUCUUCCCACACUUGCUGGGAGCCAAAGUAAAUGUGCCAUUGGGAUUGCUCAGGUAGAGCUCUGACACUGCCCAUGCCUGUGGGGGGCUUUGAAAACCCUCAAAAUCCUCCUCAAUUCCAGUGGGGUCUGAACAUUAAGUGUGGCUCCCUCAGUAAGGCUGUCCUAUAGUAUCCUCCAGUCUUAUCUCUGCUUCUUCUGUAGGAAUGACUGUAAAAGAAAUGAGCACCUCUUAUCCCUCCUGACACAACCAGCAGUGACAGUUGUGUAGGACUUGUGAUUUGCAGUACUGAACUCAAGCUGCACCUAAGUUUAUGAAGAUCGAAGCCCAAUCUGUCCUUUCAUCCAGCUACGAAAAUUCCCUACUCAAAUGAAAAAUGCUCUGCUGAUGGCAAGAAGAGCCAGUUGGUGUUAGAUUGGAAAAAUAAAUGCUUUACCUAAUGGAAAGAAUUAGCAGUUCAAUUCAAACAGAUGAAGAGAGAAAUUGAUCUCACUUGUGACUCCCAGUCAGCGUUUUUUUUACUUCCCUUCUUAUGUAAUAUUUUGUCUGUCUUCCCAAAUGCAGCCAUCUGAAAAAAAGAAUUUGAUUAAUUAAUCAAUAUCCUUAAAUAUAGUUAAGGAACCAGAUCCUCUGGAGUGCUGGUCAGCUCCCAUUUCCCAUCUUUAUUUUGGAAACUGGAAGGGGUUCUGGAGGAGGCACCUGGACAUAGCUGGCUAACAUAUGUGAAAUCUCAGCAUGCACCAAAUUUCAUCUUCUUCCUUCCUUCCUUCCCUGGUAAAUACUUGCAAAGCUGCCCACAUGCAAAGGAAAUCCAAGUUUUCAUAAAUUUUAACCUGUAAUAAAGACACUGUUCUGCCUGUUCACCAUCACACAUCUCCCAGGGGAAACCAGGCUAGUUGUGAAAUAGAGCUUCCUCUUUUCUGUCCUGUAUGAGUUUCUCUGCUGGGUGGAGACUUUCUGCAUUUCAGUCCUCAAGUGAUGGGUUAAAUCAAAUUAGAAACGAAAAAGUUGCCUAUCAAACACUUCUGCAGGUUCAUUCUCUAUCUUGGAAUAUUCUUAACAAAUUCAUUUUGACUGUUCUUAUUUUUCUAUCCUUCAGUGUGGGUUUGUGUUUGUUAAUAGCAAAUAUUAAAAUGUUAAUGGUUCUAAGAGCUUGCAGCAUCAAAUGCUCACAUCUGACUGAAUACAACAGCAACAGUUCCACAGAUGCAAGCCAGUGUAAUUAUUCGUCAUGAAGCACACAUUUGUUUUGGCAUCUGAUAGAGACCCUAGCAAGCCACUGGUCUCAUUUACAUUCACCACACACAAGCCAGAUCAGACAAGCAGAAAUUAAUAGGCAGCAGAGCAGAAAUGCAUUGUAAGAAUUGCAGAAAGCUUACAAAUGCCUUCCAGCUGUGCACCAGAUCUGCAAUUCUGCUAAGUCCAUUCCUCCCUUUCCACUGGUGCUCUUUUGCCUAGACACUGCAUGGUUCUCUCUCUGCUUGCCCAGCUACUAGGGAUUUCUCUCCGUUCAUUGCUGCUUCACUCACCCUCUUCAUCUUGCUCCUCAACUCUGCAAAUCUCUGGAGAAUCUCCAGUUCCCACAGUGCUUCUCAUAGUUUUGCAAAUGCUUGGGCCCACUGCAAGUGCAGGAAGAGGCACAGGGAGCUUUGCUCCGAGCUCUAAGCAGUGCAGCACAUGUCUCACAGGACGUGAUUCAGCUGCAGCCUCCCCUGUCACUACAAAUGAACCAGGGCUGUAGGCAGCUCUGCUUUGUCCAGACAGACUGUUUUGUUUCCCUCCAGUAAUAUUUUGUCUCCACAUUUAACUACUGUGUUUGGUUUUUUUAAUAAUCAUUAUUACUUCAAAUUCUACAUAGAAGAUUUAUGAGCUCCUAUGUUUUUUAAAAACACGUGGAAGUCAUCUGGUACCAUUGUGGUUUAACCUGGCUGGAAGCUCAGCAUCACACAGCUCACUCUCCCUCAGUGAAAUAAGGGAGGGAAUUGGAAAUUAAGUAAAACCCAUUGUUUGAGAUAAAGAUAGUUUAAUGGGACAGAAAAAGAAGAGAAAAUAAUAAUGAUAAUCAAAAAGAAUACACAAAUCAAUGAUACACAGUGCAACUGCUCACCACACACUGACUGAUACCCAGCCAGUCCCUGAACAGCCCCCACAUCAGCUCCCCCAGUUUUGUAGUUCAGCGUCUGGUACAGGACAUCCCUUUGGGCAGCCUGGGUCAGCUGUCCUGGCUGCAUUCCCUCCCGGGUCCUUCCAUAUCCCAGCUCCUUGCUGGCAGGGCAGCAUCAGAAGCUGAAACGUCCCUGGCUCUGUGUAAGCAUUGCUCAGCAACAACUUAUACAUCGCUGUGCUAUCAACAUUCUUUUCAUCCCAUGUUCAGAACACAGCACUGUACCAGCUGCGAGGAAGAAAGUUGUCCCAGCCAAAACCAGGUCAGGUGUUAAAAUCAGAAAAUCAGAAAAUAUCAUUGGCCAUGUAUUUUAUGGCCUUCAGAACAAGUAGAUUUUGGAGACAUCUUUAGUCAAGUAACUCUGAAAUAAAAGUGUAGGUUCUUCUUA
Phasianus colchicus (ring-necked pheasant) is the source of this 6956-nucleotide messenger RNA. RefSeq names its product cytochrome b-245 beta chain (gene CYBB). The record is from RefSeq and is a predicted model, not a curated record. Gene Ontology annotation, biological process: defense response; superoxide anion generation. Gene Ontology annotation, molecular function: superoxide-generating NAD(P)H oxidase activity. Gene Ontology annotation, cellular component: plasma membrane; NADPH oxidase complex. NCBI's taxonomy places the organism in Eukaryota, Metazoa, Chordata, Aves, Galliformes, Phasianidae.